UAAAGAUGGCGGCGACGGCUUCCGGCGCCACUGGGAGGGCUAUGUGCGUUUUCCGAGGCUUGGCCUGAGAGGACGGGAAAAAAACGUGAGGCCCCUGGCUGUUGAUUGGCUGGAGCGAGAAGCGGAUGGACGUUGACUGGCUCCGGCGUUCGCGGGAAGAAGUUUGUGGCGCCAGAGGAAAGUAGACACCGGCAACACGGUUCCGAGGGUGGUGCUGCGAGCCCGUUCGACCAGAACUUUCGGAGACUCGUUCGUAAAGGGAUUGUGACCAAGAUGUGGAAUAAUUCCUACGACAGCUUCAGCAAUUCCAGCUACGGAGGAACUGCCAGCUACACACAGUCGCCGGGCGGCUUCGGGUCACCCACCGCCUCGCAGGCCGAGAAGAAAUCGAGAGCCCGGGCCCAGCACAUCGUACCCUGUACCAUAUCACAGCUGCUGUCAGCCACGCUGGUGGAUGAAGUGUUCAGGAUUGGGAAUGUAGAGAUUUCACAGGUCACCAUCGUGGGGAUUAUCAAACAUGCAGAGAAGGCACCGACCAACAUUGUUUACAAGAUAGAUGACAUGACCGCUGCACCCAUGGAUGUCCGUCAGUGGGUCGACACAGAUGAUGGUAGCAGUGAGAACACCGUGGUUCCUCCAGAAACAUACGUGAAAGUGGCUGGCCACCUGAGGUCCUUCCAGAACAAGAAGAGCCUAGUAGCCUUUAAGAUCAUGCCCCUGGAGGACAUGAAUGAGUUCACCACGCACAUUCUUGAGGUGGUGAACUCACACAUGAUGCUCACCAAGUCAGCCAGCCAGCCCCCCGCAGGGACAGCCUCUUUCAGCAAUCCAGGAAUGAAUGAAGUGGGAAACUUCGGUGGGAACAGCUUCAUGCCAGCAAAUGGUCUCACUGCAGCCCAGAAUCAGGUGUUGAAUUUGAUUAAGGCUUGCCCAAGACCUGAAGGAUUAAACUUUCAUGAUCUCAAAAACCAGCUCCAUCACAUGACUGUGGCCUCAAUCAAGCAAGCUGUGGAUUUUCUUAGCAACGAGGGACACAUCUAUUCUACCGUAGAUGACGAUCAUUUUAAAUCAACAGAUGCUGAAUAACUGGAUCUCAGCGAGUACCGAGACGCUUGCCAGCCAGUCCUAGUUUUGUCUUCUGUGGUCUCCAACUGUGUACAUUUGGUCAGGUGACAUCUAGGAUGUAGAGUGUCAGCUAGGGACCUGCUGGGACACAGUGCUCUUCUAAUUUUGUUUUUGUGUUUUUGGUGGUCAAAGGGAGACGGACAAUUGACGGGGAUGUGACCAGGGUGGGAUUUCUUGAAGAAUUUUGAGAAAGUUCCUUCCAGCGAGAGGAUGGAGGGACCUGGAAGGGGGAUGCCGCCAGGAGAGUUGACAUGGACAGUAGUGCUUAGGGCUUUGUGUUUCUGGCCUGUGUCCUGUGAAAGGAGGUGGGCAAUGCUGGGCUCUGCAGCUGCGGCCCAGCCAAGAAUCCCAGUGACCUGGGCUGGGUCUGCGUCCCUGGGGGUGCGUAGCAUUACUUUCACAAUUGCACUUUCCUUGAUCUUUGCUGCCAAAAAGUGAGCUCGUGUGAUCAGGAGAGUGGUGAUCUCGAGGGGCAGCAAGGAGGGAAUGCUGUCGUGCUUUGUACAAAACAAGGGCUUUCAUGUGUUUAAUAAAACAGUCCUGUUGUUGCAGUAACUGGAGACUUGGA
This is a messenger RNA of Ochotona princeps (American pika), 1693 nucleotides long. RefSeq names its product replication protein A2 (gene RPA2). Lineage: Eukaryota; Metazoa; Chordata; Mammalia; Lagomorpha; Ochotonidae. The record is from RefSeq and is a predicted model, not a curated record. Gene Ontology annotation, molecular function: DNA binding. Bases 274 to 1086 code for a protein of 270 amino acids. The transcript has 9 exons. Gene Ontology annotation, biological process: double-strand break repair via homologous recombination; nucleotide-excision repair; DNA replication. Gene Ontology annotation, cellular component: chromosome, telomeric region; nucleus; DNA replication factor A complex.